Messenger RNA from Mus pahari (shrew mouse), 2876 nucleotides. RefSeq names its product cullin 2 (gene Cul2). The coding region runs from base 199 to 2436 and encodes 745 amino acids. Lineage: Eukaryota; Metazoa; Chordata; Mammalia; Rodentia; Muridae. Gene Ontology annotation, biological process: SCF-dependent proteasomal ubiquitin-dependent protein catabolic process; protein ubiquitination. The transcript has 21 exons. Gene Ontology annotation, molecular function: ubiquitin protein ligase binding. The record is from RefSeq and is a predicted model, not a curated record. Gene Ontology annotation, cellular component: Cul2-RING ubiquitin ligase complex; SCF ubiquitin ligase complex.
GGCGGUGGCCGGCCGGGGAGGCGGCCUCGGCGCACAGUAAUGGCAGCGCUGUGAGCCGGGGAACGCGAGCUGACAGCCGCCGCCGCCGCCCACCCUCCGAGCCGGGGGCUUCGUCCUUCACGCCUGCGGGUUGCCUCCCUCCCCGGGCCCCUCCCCUCGUCCUGCUUCUGCAGAAGGUUUCAACACUAAACUUGCACAAUGUCUUUAAAACCAAGAGUAGUGGAUUUUGAUGAGACAUGGAACAAACUCCUAACUACAAUCAAAGCUGUUGUUAUGUUGGAAUAUGUCGAGCGAGCAACAUGGAAUGACCGCUUCUCAGAUAUUUAUGCUUUAUGUGUGGCCUAUCCUGAACCACUUGGAGAAAGACUUUAUGCAGAAACAAAGAUUUUUUUGGAAAAUCACGUUCGGCAUUUGUAUAAGAGAGUUCUGGAGUCUGAAGAACAAGUGCUUGUUAUGUAUCAUAGGUACUGGGAAGAGUACAGCAAGGGCGCCGACUAUAUGGACUGCUUAUAUCGGUAUCUCAAUACCCAGUAUAUUAAAAAGAAUAAAUUGACAGAAGCUGAUAUACAAUAUGGCUAUGGUGGAGUAGAUAUGAAUGAACCACUUAUGGAAAUAGGAGAGCUAGCAUUGGAUAUGUGGAGGAAGUUAAUGGUUGAACCCCUUCAGAACAUCCUUAUCCGGAUGCUGCUUCGAGAAAUUAAAAAUGAUCGUGGUGGUGAAGACCCAAACCAGAAAGUAAUCCAUGGGGUUAUUAACUCCUUUGUUCAUGUUGAACAGUAUAAGAAAAAAUUUCCCUUAAAGUUUUAUCAGGGAAUAUUUGUGUCUCCCUUUCUGACUGAAACGGGAGAAUAUUACAAGCAAGAAGCUUCAAAUUUAUUACAAGAAUCAAAUUGUUCACAGUAUAUGGAAAAGGUUCUAGGUAGAUUAAAAGAUGAAGAAAUUAGAUGUCGAAAAUAUUUGCAUCCAAGUUCAUAUACUAAAGUGAUUCAUGAGUGUCAGCAGCGGAUGGUAGCAGACCACUUACAAUUCUUACAUUCGGAGUGCCACAGCAUCAUUCGGCAAGAGAGGAAGAAUGACAUGGCAAAUAUGUACGUCUUACUCCGUGCUGUGUCCAGUGGUUUACCUCAUAUGAUUGAGGAGCUGCAGAAACACAUCCAUGACGAGGGCCUCAGAGCGACCAGUAACCUUACUCAGGAACAUAUGCCAACACUAUUUGUGGAAUCAGUUUUGGAAGUACAUGGUAAAUUCGUUCAACUUAUCAACACUGUUUUGAAUGGUGAUCAGCAUUUUAUGAGUGCUUUAGAUAAGGCCCUUACAUCUGUUGUAAAUUACAGAGAACCCAAGUCUGUGUGCAAAGCGCCUGAACUGCUUGCUAAGUACUGUGACAACUUGCUAAAGAAGUCAGCGAAGGGGAUGACUGAAAAUGAAGUGGAGGACAAGCUCACUAGCUUCAUCACAGUUUUCAAGUACAUUGAUGACAAGGAUGUCUUUCAGAAGUUCUAUGCAAGAAUGCUAGCAAAACGUCUAAUUCACGGGUUGUCUAUGUCUAUGGAUUCUGAAGAAGCCAUGAUCAAUAAAUUAAAGCAAGCCUGUGGUUAUGAGUUUACCAGCAAGCUGCAUCGAAUGUACACAGACAUGAGUGUCAGUGCUGAUUUGAACAAUAAGUUCAACAAUUUCAUCAGAAACCAAGACACCGUGAUUGAUUUGGGGAUUAGUUUCCAAAUAUAUGUCCUUCAGGCUGGUGCAUGGCCUCUCACUCAGGCUCCCUCAUCUACAUUUGCAAUCCCCCAAGAGUUAGAGAAAAGUGUGCAGAUGUUUGAAUUGUUUUAUAGCCAGCAUUUCAGUGGAAGGAAACUGACAUGGUUACAUUAUCUCUGUACAGGUGAAGUUAAAAUGAACUAUUUGGGAAAACCAUAUGUAGCUAUGGUUACAACCUACCAAAUGGCAGUUCUUCUUGCCUUUAACAACAGUGAAACUGUCAGCUACAAAGAACUUCAAGACAGUACCCAGAUGAAUGAAAAGGAGCUGACCAAAACAAUCAAAUCAUUACUUGAUGUGAAAAUGAUUAACCAUGAUUCAGAAAAGGAAGAUAUCGAUGCAGAAUCUUCAUUUUCAUUAAAUAUGAGCUUCAGCAGUAAGAGAACAAAAUUUAAGAUUACUACAUCAAUGCAGAAGGAUACGCCACAAGAACUGGAACAGACUAGAAGUGCUGUAGAUGAGGACCGGAAAAUGUAUCUUCAAGCUGCUAUUGUCCGCAUCAUGAAAGCACGCAAGGUGCUUCGGCACAACGCCCUUAUUCAAGAGGUAAUCAGCCAGUCAAGAGCCAGGUUCAAUCCCAGUAUCAGCAUGAUUAAGAAGUGCAUAGAAGUUCUGAUAGACAAGCAGUACAUCGAGCGCAGCCAAACAUCUGCAGAUGAAUACAGUUAUGUCGCGUGACACCUCCUGGUGCAGGUGUGAGGUCAUUGCCAUCCCCAUUUGGCGAGCUCCUGUGGGAGAAAGCAGGCCUGUGCCUCCAUACUUUGGUCGUCUGGCAGCCCCUGUUUUUCUGCUGUUUACAACAUCACCAGUGCCACGUCAUGAGCGUCAGAGAAAAAUGCCUAGAGAUAUUUCAAGCUCAUGUCAUUAUGACGUUUCUUAAAACUUUAUUAAAAGAAUGAGUGAAGUAUUGCUGAAAUGUGGAAUUUGGUUGGGUACCAUGCUUUCUCCCCUUCACGUUUGCAGUUGAUGUGUUUUUUUUUUUUUUUUUUUAAUGUAUCUUAAAGGACAAAAAAUAAAAACUUAAAUAUUGUAAUAUGACAGAUAACCUAAUAAUUGUAUCUACAUUAAAAUGACAAACAUGAUGUUGCUGCUUGUCAAAUAAAAAAAAGAUAAAUAAG